AUGGUUGAUGAACCAAAAUUUGUAAGUGUCUCUCUUUCGAGAGAAAAAUAUUUUAGUUGGGUAUUUUUGGUUACAUGGAUUCUAACGUGUAUCCUUUGCUUACUUAUGUUUUUCUACAUAGAUCGAGUAUUUGCAUAUUCCUUAACAUUUAUACUCGAUUGGCUACUAUGGCGACCUUACAAAGUCAAAAUACAUUGUGAAUCAAUAAGGCUAUCACUAUUAUCUGCUCGAAUAUCUUUCAAAAAUCUCUGUAUAAUUACAGAAAACUCAACUAUUUCGAUUUUAGAAGGCAAAAUAAUAUGGCAAUACUGGCUAUUGAAUACAAGAGUAUCAGCCUAUGAAUUACACCAACAACAGAAGGAACACGGAUAUAUAACUCCAGGUUCAGGAUUUAAAAAUAUCCAAUUACCUUGCAAAUUUUUAUUUCAAUGUGAAGGUGCAGAAAUCUUUGUUUAUAAUAAAACAUCUGCCUAUGAAAAUAUUAUAGACUCAUUCUCACCAGAUGAAAAGAUAAAAUACAAAGAAUUUUUACAUAAACACUUCCGCUUUUCAAAAGACGAUACUCCCAUUGAACGACCAGAUAUUUUCGAUUCCAAAACUAUGAAGAAUACGGAUUUUAAUCCUACUACUAAUAAUAAUGAUAAAAAUAAUAAUGAUACCCAUAUGCAUUCACAACAUAACCAUCAGCAUCAUACUACAGGUUCUUCAACUACUACUGCAUCCACAUCUAUGGCUACCUCUACCAUUAAUGAUAAUAAUUUUGAUAAAUUAAGAAAUGAAGAACUAAGUUCAAAGAUAGAUAAACCACCCAUUAUUAAGAAAAAAGAAGUCAAAAGACCACAGAAACUUUCAAUAAUUCAAAGAUUGCAAGUUAUGUACGAAGAAUUUCAAUUAAAUUUCUAUCCAUUUGGUUUAAAAUUAACAAAAGGCUCUAUUAUCUUUGGUAAUAAAUUCACACCCUCUCUUUUAAUCAUUAGUUAUAAAUCAGCAGAAGGUAUUGUUGACGUACUUCCGGCUACAAACCCAAGAGUCGACUUAUACAAGAUGAAGAUGAAAUUGGAUUUCCAAAACUUUGAAAUUGAAGUUAAACCAAAUAUAUCUUAUGAAGAUGAUUCAAAACCCAAAGCAUUUUACUGUGACAGUAUGUUAUCAAGACUUUGGACAAAAUUUUCAACAUUGUUUGAUAUUAUGCCAAAUCCCUUAUCUAGAUAUAUUCAUUUUAGUAGAUUACACAAGAAUAGCUUAUUUCUCGAAGAUAAUAUAUUCGAAGAUGAAGAUUUUGAAAAAAAAUGGAAAGGAUUAUCCUUAUAUAAAGAUGCCGCAUUAAAUAGAGGCAAUCCAGAAGAACACAUCGAAUUUGAUUUUUUAAACCAUGAAUAUGCAAGAUAUUGUUCAAUUGUUAAAGCUCCAAGAUUAAUAUUUACAAAUGAAUAUGAUAUCCCUGGCAUUGUUCCGUAUCCUGAAGAUUAUGAAACACAUUCCGAUUCUACAUCCCAAGACAUAUCUUCUUCUAUUUCAUCCGAUUCUUCUACAAAUGAUAACAAUGACAAUGACAAUAAUAACGACAAUAACAAUGACAAUUAUGAUAAUUCCAAAAAUAAUGACAACAAUAACAAUAACAAUAACAAUAAUUCCGGUAUUAAAAGUGAUAAUACCAAUAAUAAUAAUAUUGCAGAAGCUGGUGCUUCACCAGAUACUGACCGAAAUAAUGAAUCUGAUGCGUCUAAUAACCAGCAAAGAAAUACUUAUAGUAGAUCCACGACUGAUAAUAUAUCAGCCCCUCCUGAAUCAAAUAUGGAAUUUCAAUUAUUUGAUGCAUCUAUCAAUUAUGGUCCCUGGGCUCACAGAAAUAUAAUGAACAUUCAACGUAUAUUUUCCCCCAUUGUUUCUAGAACUCCUGAGCUACAACCAGACCCAGAACCUGGAUUUUUACGUCGGUAUACUAUGACUAAAAUUUCUGUGUCGAUCAUGGAGGAUUCUUCGUGGCGUGUCCCUACCAGAGAACCAAGCAAGGAUCAAGAUUUUUUAAAGCGCUAUAUGAAAACAAAUGAUAGUUCAAGAUCGUUCGGUUGGUUUGACCUAAAUUUUUCAAGAAAUUCGGAAGCAACUUUCUGUAUUUCCUCCAUUCCAGAUGUUAAUGGUUACGCUAAUAAAUUAAAUCUGGAUUUUAAAGAUUUAGAAGUUAGAUCAAGUGUCAAUCAUGAUAUAUUUUUCAGAAGUAAAUCCUACAGAGUCGAUUCAGAUAUUGGAUAUCCUUUGGGCUGGAAUGAUGAAGUAACCUGGUCAUUUGUUUUUGAUUCAUAUCAACUAGAAACAUUUUUUUUACGAGAACAUUUAGUAUUAAUUGCGGAUACCUUCUCAGAUUUUUCUUCAGGUGAACCAACUCCUUACGAGUUUUUUAGACCAUCUAUUUAUAAGGUAGAUUGGAAUUUUCAUGGCUAUUCCGCCUAUUUAAAUGUGAAUGACCACAAUAUUAUCAACAAUCCUCUAGACUUUAAUGAAAACUGUUAUAUAUCUGUCCAUGGCGAUGAUGCUCACAUCGGUGUAGAGAUUCCACGCUUAGGUAUUACUGCAACCUAUACUGAUAUUAUCUUCCAAAUAAGUACACCUAUGUUCAGAUUACUGUUGAAUACUCCACCUUGGAACACGUUAAAUGAAUUUAUGCGUAAUAAAGAAAUUGGUAGAGGAUACGACUUCACUGCCGAAGGUUCUUACAUCAUUUAUUCUGAUUUAGAUAUUGAUAAUGUUGAUUCUCUAACUAUCGAAUGUAGCACAAGAAGAAUGACAUUACUGACAUAUGGUUUUGUGAUUGGAUAUUUAUUAAACGUCCAGAUGAAUUAUUUCGGGGAAUUUAGUCAUUUUAUUACUGCAGAAGAAUAUACUGAUAUAGUUAGAGGUAAUGAUAAUGAUAUUGUAAGCACGCUAGCAGAUUUUUCUGUGAUGUCAGAGACUAAUAGCGUAUCAAACGUAUCAAAUUCUCAACAUAAUCCAGAUAAUUCUUCUAAAUCUAACAUAAUUGAUCCACUGUAUAAUCCUCCACUAAGAAAAGACGACAUUAAAAGAAAAGUUAAUGAAACAGAUAUUUGGUUUACGUUUUCUGUAUGGGAGGGUGCCUUAUUAUUACCAGAGGUAUUAUAUAACAGUGACCCAUGUAUCGCAUUAUCAUUCAAAGAGUUAAUUAUUGAUUUUCGAAAUUGUGACUAUUAUCUAGAUUUAUUAGCGACUUUAAAUGGCACUUCUUUUAAAAGAUGUAUUCGAAAGAAUCAAAACGAUAUAUUUGAACUGGUUCAUAAUAAUGCGAUUAAAAAUCUUGAGGAACAUGGAUCAGUAUCUAAUAUCAGCAUCCACGGGCAUAGAAUGUAUGGUGCUCCACCUACUUCACCAUCAUAUUUUUCAGAUUGGGCUGUAGACGUUAACAAUUUGAGUAUUAAUUCUGAUAUAUAUUUUAUUAGAGGAUUCAUUUCUUAUAUUACCAAGGUUGGUUUUGAAUUUAGUAAUUUACAAAAUAUUUUACUUUAUGAUGAGUCCGUGCUUGAUAAUAUGACUUCUGUUACAGUUCAUGGUACUGGUAUUGAUAUUUUGGUUGCAGAUAAAUCGACAUCAGCUCAAGUUUUGUUAAAUAUGGAUGGAAUAACUUUCAAUAGAAUCAAUUUCGCGAAUGAUAGAUAUUCCAGCAGAAUAGAUCUCCAAGUACCUGGACUUCAUUUUGCAUUUUUUGAUAAUGGGUCAUCAAUGGAUAAAACAUGUUUAUUCGAGUUUAAAACAAAAAUAAAUUUCACAAAUUUCACUCAAAUGAAAGAUGGAGAGCUUCACAGUAAAAAACAGCAAGAAUUUAUUGCAUUGAAUGAUUCUGCAUUUCAUAGAUGUUCUUUUUUACUAUUACCACACAUUCAAGAAUCGUUAUUGUAUCAUGAGUUAUAUGGUGGCAUUACUCCUUCAUCUUCUGUACCACCACUUCCAAUACCCGUACAAGCUGAAACAAUUGCUUUUAUUAUUGAUGAUUUUCUUGGUCCAUUCGGUAUCAAUUCUACUGAACUCCUUGGAAGCAUUUCCACCUCAACGCCGAUACAUUCUAGUAACAAACCUCUAAAGCCACCCAGUUCCUCGGUGAUACAUCCUAUUGAGUCAAUGCAAUCACAUCUUGUACCAUCUCAAUCUGUUACCCAUGGUAAUUAUAUCAUUGACAUCAGUUAUAUUACUUUGGACAUAAAUCCUUUAUUUUUUACCUACGCAUCUAACUUUUUAGAUGAAUUCUAUUCUGAGAAUAUUAUAGAAACCAUAGAUGGAAUUGAAAUGGCUAUAGUAAACAGGUUAGGUACAAAAUCAGAAGAAUUGGAUAGUGUGACAAAUAUAAAACUUCAAAUUAAAUAUUUAGAUUUUUUCUUUGGUCAAAGAAACACAGAGGGACUGGAAUUAUAUGUAGACCAAAUUGACUUAGAAGUAUCUCAGAAAACUUUCCAAAAAAAGAGUACAGUGGUUCUGGAUGAAAUUGCUAUUCUCUCUAGAUUUUUAUCGCUGCGAGCUAGUAUUAAUGAAAAGAAAGUUUUAGAAGACUUUGAUGAAAGACCACCGGCAUUGUCACUUGCACUAGAAGGUUGGGAAGGUUGGUCUUCUACUGCAUCUAGUCAGGUAAAUUCCUUGAACAUAUCAUCUACUGAUAUCACUGUAGAUGAAUCACAAAUUGAAUGGCUUAUUGAUUAUUUGAAUAGACUGGUAGUUUUUGUGCACGAACUUGUUAAUUCGUUGGAUUCCAUUCAGAAAAAGAGUAAUGGAAUCCAAAAGAAAUUAGUAUCAGAUUUAACAUUAGCUAGUGAAUAUUAUCAGAUUAGUCAUGAUCCAUAUGUCAUCACAAAACCUGCUUAUGUGAUGAGAGUAUCAAAGGGGCAUGUUAGACAGAACCGAAGCUGGAGAAUUGUGACCAGACUGCGUCAUAUAUAUACAUAUCUUCCAGAUGAUUGGGAAAUUCAUGUUCAAGAGGAAAUGCGUGGCAAAGACAUGAAUGAUGUAAGUGAUUCGAGUGAUAUCUUUCUUACCGUCUUUUCUAAUUGGAGAAAUUGGGAAGUAUCAGAUGUCGCACGUUCAUAUAUUUAUAAGAAAAUUUUCCUUUCUAAUGACGAAACAACAUCUGAAAAGAAACUUCAAACAACAGUGAAAUUAAAUUUAAAUUCUAUUUUUUUUACCAUAUACAGUACAGGCUAUGCCAUAGAUCAUAAUAUUAUUUUAACUAAGGCUGUUAUUCUUCUUGAGUUAACUACAGAGACUGCUGUUUCACCACCUAUUGAAAAAAGUAUUUUAAAUAUGACUGGGAGCCUUGGCUCUAUUAAAGGUGAAUUUAGUGACAAGUUUUUAAGAUUAUUAGAGCUUAUCCCAGAUUUUUCAAAAGAAGAAGACAUCAAAUCCUUGACAGAAAAUUCAUCUAUAGUUUCGGAGAAAUCACCUUAUUUUACAAUUCAUCUAUUUUUAUUAUUUGAAAAUGGUGGGCUUCAAUUGACUAUGGGUGACACAACUCUGUCAAACAAUGUCACCGAUGGUAAAAUUAGUGCACUACUCGAGAAAUCUUCUUAUUCCAAAGAAUUUUCAUAUUCAGGGGCAUAUUAUAUGAAGAAAUCAGAGAUGUGCUUAAAACAUAAUAAAGAUAUUAUUGCUGAAUUCCAGCUACACCAUUUAGGUUUAAUAUCAACAGGCAUUUAUACACCUAUUUGCCCAGUAAUUUUAAUUAAUCUUCGUUCUGCUGACUUACAUUUUAAGUCCUUAGCAAGUACGGAAAAAAUUGUGAAAACAAUUGAAGAUAUAACUGAAUAUUCAGUUCAUCUUUAUAAACAUUAUGAUUUGAGAAAAUAUACUACAAAGCCAACUAAAGUUGAUCAAAAGCCAGAGAAAAUUAACUUUGAUGUUAGAGUAGCAUGUAAUUUAUCAAAGGUUAGCGCAGAACUUACAUUAAUAUCACCUUUUUAUUUAAGAUAUGAAACGAAGCAGCUUGAUCUAUACUUUAAUCAGAACGGGGAUGGUGAAAUUUUGCUAAGCCUUUGGGAUACUGAUAUAUUUGUAACGUCACAUCAUACUAAAGAGCAAUAUUUUAGAUUUUCUUAUGACGACAUUCAAAUAAAUUGUAAUCCAAUGUCUGAAAAAAAUAAGGUUUUAGUAGUUUCUUUAUCUGCAUCAUUAGUGAAACUCACGUUUUCAGAACCAAGAAGAAUAUUUGCAAGCUUUUUGCAAGAUGAAAGAAUUACGAUUGAAAGUUUUCAAGAAUUGAAAAAGUUGAAAAAAAUAUUUUUCUCGAAUGCUAAAAACGUUAAAAAAUUAAAUAAUGAUGUUCCAAAAGAAGAUACCCCAACAAAAUGGGCAUUAGAGCUCAAUAUUAAUUAUUUUGGUAUAUUGCUGCCUAUUGCUUCAACAUUUUUUGUAUUAGAACUUCAUAUGCUCUUGGGAUCCUUAACAAAUACUACAGAAGAAAUCCAAGAAGUAAAUAAUCAAAUAUCAGGUCAAAUUUCUCUAGAAAAUAUAUUAUUCCUAAUUAAUGAUCGUUCUUUACCACUUCGUCUUUCUAAAUUAGUUGACUUUUCUAUCCGUAUAUCGACUCUACAGAAAACUACUAGUUCUUAUGAGUCUCUUCAAAUUGAAAGCUCACAUUUUAGAAUGUGCUUUUCACCAGAAUCACUUGUGUUUGUAUUAUGGGGUGUCAAACAACUACAAAAUGAAUUGGAAUAUUACAAAGAUCACAAAACUAAACGACAAUGGAAUCUUAGCUCUCACAAGACUGGAACCAAAUCCUCAACGUCUGAGUCACCACUUAACUACUUCCGAUCUAUUCAUAUUUUAUCUUAUAACUUUUGUAUUGGGUGGAUGUUACCAGAAAAUCAAAAAGAUAUUCCGGGAUGGAUGUUUGGCUACGACAGGCUGUUCUCAGCUUAUGAAAAAAAUUAUGGUAAAUUAACUUUAAUAGAAGGUUAUAUGUCUGUUACAAAUAGUAAUUCUUCCAAUGAUUUUUUCUCACAAGGUGAAGAAAAAAAUAGACAUAAUAGAAGUUUUCUUCCUAGUAUGCAAAUAUUAUAUUGGCUCAAAGAAUUCAAUUCAAAAAAGGAUUUAUUUAUUCGACUCCAUGGUGAUGCACUUGACGUUGACAUCUUAUCAAAUUUUGUUAACAUUAUUGAAUUAAUAUUUAAAUCUUACCAGAUAUUUGAAGAUUUUAGAAAAUCAAAAAUAGUUCAAAAUAUUGAAAAACAGAAACAUCAUGAGCAUAUAAAAUCUGAAAAUGCAACAGAAUUUGUUCCAACGUUCCUCUCUGAUAUAAAUUCUAUUAAUUGUGAAUUUAAGUAUGAGGGUGGUACACUGCGAGUAUUUUCUGUGGAUGAUGUUGAGAUUGAUUCUACACCAUCAUUAGAAUUAAAUGCUCCAAAAGUUUCAAUAUAUCUUAACUAUAAACAUUUUGAUGACAGUCCAAAACCUCAUUGGUUACGUUGUGUAAUUGAUAUUCAUUCUAGUCAUAAUAUUCUAUAUUCAAAGUGUGCGCCGUUUGUAAUAGAAUUUGUUGAAAGUAUCCAAGAGAUCUUGGAAAACAGACCUGUUGAACCAAAACAAAGCGUAUCAAAGAUUGCAACACCUAAUAGAACCUAUAAGAGAAUUUUGGCUCCGUUCGAUAUUGCCUUCAGAAUUAAAGCAGCAAAGCAAAUGCUAAGUUUUAGUUGUGAGCCUAGUGCUAAAGUUCAAGCAAAUGUUGGUUUAGAUUCAUUUCUUUUUGGAAUUUCAACAGGAGGUUCUAGCGUUGAAGAUCCCCUUAGUCUUACACUUUGUAUUAAUAAGAUUAGCACCUCAGUUCAACACAUUUUUUCCAAAGAAGCUAGCGCAUCUUUUUCUCUAAAUUUUAUUGAUCUUACAUUCAUUUUUACACAACCUACCUUGUAUUGUGUUGGACUUAUUUCUGAUAUUGAUAUUUUUUUUAAUAUGAAGCAACAACAAAACCUUUUACUAUUCUUAGAUAUUUGGCAUCUAAGUGAAUCAAUUGGUAUCAGACCUAAUAGAAAGAAAAGAAAACAUAAAAAGCAUAAAGGUCAUACACAAAUCCCAGAAACUCCUCAGCCAGGUAAAAUAAUACCUUGGAAUUUUAAUAUUAUAUUUACUAACGUUAAUGCUGAUAUCCAUUUAGGACCUGCUCUAGGUAUUGUAUCUGCGAAGCUGGAAAAAACAUGGUUUAUAAGUGAUCGUUACUUAGACAAACGCCAAAUAUUACAAUUAUUUACAGAUGGUAUGGUAUUAAAAUCAAGAGGCAGGUUAAGUGGUAUGUUAGAUAUCUCUAAUGCAGGAUGGCGUUUAGAGGUAAAUUAUGCAGAUAAUGAAUUAAAUUAUAAUUCACCUAUAGUAGCAAUUGGUAUUGAUAUUGGAUGCGUUGCAUUAAAAACUGCAUUUGAUUAUCAUAUGUUUAUGAUAAGUAAAGUUAACAAUAUUCAUUUCCGUUUACAUAGUGAACGAGAUCCAGAAGGCAAGUUACCUGAUCUUUUGCUAACAACUCUCUUGUGCGAAGAGAUCAGUAUAUGCUCUACUACAUUGGUAGCAUCUAAUAUUCUAGAUAUUUAUAAUACCAUUAUACGAACUAGACAAGAUACAAAAAAUUCAUAUUUUGAAACCUUAAUGGAAUCUAAUAAUCAAGACACAAGAACUAAUAUACCGUACAGUGAUAUUUUGAAAUCGUUGAACUUAUUACGUACUGAUGUUCAAAUUGACGUUUCAAAGCUUCAAUUACAAAUUUCGCCAAUCUCUUUGUUUGACUUUGAAGUUCUAGUGAUAAAUAUUGAUAAUAUGUCGGCCAGAUCUGAAACCACGUCGACAGAUAAGCUCAAAACUCGUUUAGAAUUACAAGUUUGUAAUGCCUCUGUUGCAUUAUCGACUGCUAAAGAAGAAUUAGAUGAAGAAAGUGUUAAUAAGAUAUCGGUUGCAGAUUAUAUGACCUAUGCUUCUAAAAUCAAGGGUGGUACGAUUCUAAUUAUACCGAAACUAUUGGUUGGGAUGACUACUUGGCAAAAAGUUACCUCUAAUACAAUUGAAUAUACAUUUACCUGUAAAUUUGAUGGUAAAGUGUCUGUGAGAUGGAAUCUAGGGCCAGUUAAUUUCAUUAAGGAAAUGUGGGCAACUCAUGUUAAAUCUUUAGCGGUGCGUCAAGCAAGGAUUGAAGAACCAGUUGAAUACUCUAGUGAAGAAUUGGAAUCGAGUCCAGAAAGCAUAUAUUUGGAACCAGCUCAACCCAAAUUCACAUAUGUGGCUUUGGUGGAACCUUCUAUAGAAAUGCCACAGAUUAAGGAUUUAGAAGAUGCUACUCCUCCUAUGGAGUGGUUCGGGUUAAAUAGGAAAAAGUUUCCUAGCUUUACUCAUCAAACUGCUGUUAUUGUCGUACAAAAAUUAGUUCACGCUGUUGAGAAAGAAUAUGCGAAGAUUAUAGGACAUUCAGAACAGUAA
This is a messenger RNA of Henningerozyma blattae CBS 6284, 9447 nucleotides long. RefSeq names its product Csf1p (gene CSF1). Lineage: Eukaryota; Fungi; Ascomycota; Saccharomycetes; Saccharomycetales; Saccharomycetaceae. The record is from RefSeq and is a predicted model, not a curated record. Bases 1 to 9447 code for a protein of 3148 amino acids. The transcript has a single exon. Gene Ontology annotation, cellular component: membrane. Gene Ontology annotation, biological process: fermentation.